CAAAGUAUAUAUUCCAGCUGAGCUGAUGACCUUAAAGAACAGUCUCUGCAUUCGAUCCUGGAAAGAUGCCCUGCUGUUGUCAGUGCUUAGGGGAAAGUGGGACGAGAAGGACGUCCUAACUGAAACCAUCUCUGUGGUUCGGCUGAGAACUGAACUGCUUCAGCGUCAGGGAAGGUAUACACAGUUAUGUCGAUAUCUGCAAGUCGUCCACACUGAUGACCCCACACUCCUUGAGCCGAUCAAAGACCUCAUUCCUUUCUUCUUGUGCAAGUUGGGACAAUUUUCAUCAGCUUUGACCAACCUCUUCCCUAAAACCGAAGUCCCCAACUCCCACCUCACUCCGACCACUUUUCUCCUUUAUCUCCGGAUAUUUGAGACAGCAUCGGCCCCAGACUUGGUAGUCAUUAAGCCAGAGCACCUCUGCUAUCCUGAUGCAUCCUGGGCACCAAUCAAAGAUGCUGUGCCACUGACAAUGAGGAAACUGAUCGAAUUUGGCCUCCAAGCCCAGAGAUCCUCUGAGUCAGUCUACUCGGAUUCUCUGUGUUGGACCAGUUUACUGAAAGUCAUCUGCGCACCCGGUGGCACACCAACUGCUUUACCAGCACCCACAAAGAGGUUUUUGAAUAAAAAGCGAGCUCAGGUUUCAGCUGUGCUCAGUGAGAUGUGUUCCGGAAUACAAACUCGUCAGUCCUUUUUUGGAGGAUACCCAAGUCAGGCCUUGUUGCUGUUGGUAAUAGCAGCUUUAGCCACCCGAAUUCAGCAGAGUUCUUUUGGUCCAUCCAUGCCUAUAGUAAAUACUUUGAAGGAAAACAUGUGGGCCUUUCAGUGGCUGUGUGACAGUUUGGAUGACGAGCAUUUCAACUCAUUCAUUUUGGACAUGGAGACGUCGAUUGCAUUGAGAGCAUCAGAGCAACGAUUGCUCUCUAAUUUCAGUCCCUGAGAUGUCAUCUGUGACCUUCCUGUCAUCUGUAACAGGAAGGUCAUCCCCAUAUUCAGCAUCAUGACUGGAAAGCUGACCAACCGAUGCAUUUUACAUUUGAACCACCACGGUCAGUAGGGAUGUGUAUCGUGUGACAUGUUGGAAAAACACCCCUCAUGUUUACUGAACCGAACAUUGGAGACCACACUAAAGAGUUAUUUGCACUAAAACCACUGUUUUGCAGUUUUUUUCUUUAUUUAUUUCCCUGUAUAUAAUAAAAUGAUUUUUUUUGUUUGUUUUUGGGAAACCUGGGGAACUGUACAAAAACACUGUUUUAAGACUAUGAUCUUUGAAUGUUUUGCUUUAUGAUGUUAACAAAUCACAAACACAAUUUCUAAUUUUUCCCACAA
Molecule: messenger RNA, 1329 nt
Organism: Cyprinodon tularosa
Lineage: Eukaryota; Metazoa; Chordata; Actinopteri; Cyprinodontiformes; Cyprinodontidae
Exons: 10
Coding region: 26-940 (304 amino acids)
Source: RefSeq, a predicted model, not a curated record